This is a messenger RNA of Numida meleagris (helmeted guineafowl), 925 nucleotides long. RefSeq names its product tRNA-splicing endonuclease subunit Sen34-like. NCBI's taxonomy places the organism in Eukaryota, Metazoa, Chordata, Aves, Galliformes, Numididae. The record is from RefSeq and is a predicted model, not a curated record. Gene Ontology annotation, biological process: tRNA splicing, via endonucleolytic cleavage and ligation; tRNA-type intron splice site recognition and cleavage. Gene Ontology annotation, molecular function: tRNA-intron lyase activity; nucleic acid binding.
CCCCCGCUCCGGCUCCACGUGCAGCGGGGCCGGGUGUUGGUGUGGGCGGCGGAAGCGGUGCGGACGCUGCGGGAGCGGCACCGGAUGUGGGGGGCUCUGGUGGGCGCCCCCUCGCGGCGCGGCGGGGGACGGCGGCUGCCGCUGCAACUGCUGCCGGAAGAAGGGCGGCUGCUGGCGGAGCGCGGGGCGGCGCGGCUGGAACCGGAAGCGGAAACGGGGCGGCCGGAAGUGGCUGCGAGGAGGCCCAGGCGUCGCGGACCGGAAGUGGGCGCGGAGGGACCGGAUGUCGAAACCAAACGACCGAGACUGUGCGAAAAGCCGGAGGGAAUGGAAAGGGGGGGACCGGAAAUUGAUCGUGACGGACCGGAAGUGAGAACGGAAGGACCGGAAGCGGAGAGGUCUGAAGUUGAAAGUAAAGGGCCGGAAACGGAGAGGUCGGACGUUGGUACUGAGGGACCGGAAGUGGGAACGGACGGACCGGAAGUGAAAGCUGAGGGAACGGACGCCGAGGGACCGGAAGUUGAAAGUGAAGGACCGGAAACGCAGAGAUCAGAGGUCGGAAAGGACGGACCGGAAGUGGGGACGGACGAACCGGAAGUGGAAGCGCACCGGGAGCGCCGUUUCCGGGUGUACCGGGACCUGUGGGAGCGGGGGCUACACCUCACCCCCGGCGGCAAAUUCGGGGGCGAUUUCCUGGUGUACCCCGGUGAGGAUGUGGGGCACUGGGGGCCCUGGGGGGACGCUAUGGGAUUCCUGGGGGGCUUCUGGGGGGCUUUAUGGGGUCUCUAUGGGUCUCUAUUGGCCUCUGUGGGGUGGGAGGGUUUCUCUGUGGGGUUUCUGUGGGUCUUUAUUGCGUCUCUGUGGGUCUUUAUGGGCUCCAUGGGGUCCUGGGGAGCUCUGUGGGGUGCCUGUGGGUCCCAGUGGG